Ophidiomyces ophidiicola is the source of this 1617-nucleotide messenger RNA. RefSeq lists its product as uncharacterized. Gene Ontology annotation, molecular function: U4 snRNA binding; U6 snRNA binding; protein binding. Bases 1 to 1617 code for a protein of 538 amino acids. NCBI's taxonomy places the organism in Eukaryota, Fungi, Ascomycota, Eurotiomycetes, Onygenales, Onygenaceae. Gene Ontology annotation, biological process: mRNA splicing, via spliceosome. Gene Ontology annotation, cellular component: U4/U6 x U5 tri-snRNP complex. The transcript is spliced from 2 exons. The record is from RefSeq and is a predicted model, not a curated record.
AUGAAUCCAGCGAGGAGGGCAUAUGUAGAGGAUGCGGCAGAGGAUACGGAUAUGGGAGGAGUAGAUUUGGCCAAUAUACCUGUCGACCACGAUUAUGAACUCCCUGCUUCUUCCGCUGGAAUCGCCCCCGAGAGAGCUUCCGCGAUCCUGUCGCAAUUCUCACGUAAACGGCGAGCCGCUGCGAUCCCUGUUCCCACUGACGAUGGCCGAGUACGCGCGCGAUUGCGGGAGCUAGGCCACCCAAUUACGCUCUUCGGCGAAGAUUCUACAGAUAGACGUGACCGCUUAAGAGAACUGUUGCUUGAGCUAGAGGAGCAGCAAGAAGCGACCGGUGCAGGGGGGGAGCAUGCGGAUAUACAUAUGCAAGAGGCCGAGGCACAGGAAGAAGAACAGGAGCACGAACAGGAAUUUUAUACUGAAGGCAGUCAUGACCUCCUAGAGGCUCGACGGAAUAUUGCAAGGUUUUCUCUUCCACGAGCAAAAGCUCGAAUUGAAGGCCAAAAGGAAGAGUCGACGAUACCACUACGAACACAUAUCAAACACAGGAAAGCCGUUAAGGAGAAGCUGCAAAACUUUGAUCUGUUCGGAUCGCAGUUAGCUGGAGAUCGGCCGGUGAGCGUUGCUCGGUUCGCACCCAAUGGCGAAGUACUGGCCGCUGGCAAUUGGGCCGGAGGUAUAAAGCUACUGACGGUGCCCAAUUUGGAAGAAAAGGUCACCCUUCGUGGGCACACAGAUCGUGUUGGGGGUAUUUCGUGGUUUCCAGGAGCUACUCUCCCUUCCUCGAGCGUAUCAGAGGAUUCUGUGAAUCUCGCCUCCGGGGGCGGUGAGGGAAACGUGCAUCUAUGGUCUUUACACAAAGAUACUCCUCUUUCAACACUUUCAGGCCAUUCUGGUCGUGUUUGUCGCGUGGAGUUUCAUCCUUCUGGAGACUAUAUUGCAUCCGCUUCGUACGACACCACCUGGCGUCUCUGGGACACCAGGACCAGCGCCGAGCUAUUGCUGCAGGAAGGCCAUUCUCGUGAAGUAUUUUCACUAGCAUUCAAUCCAGACGGAUCUCUGCUUGCCAGCGGUGGUUUAGACAGCAUUGGCCGUAUCUGGGACCUUCGGACCGGCCGAACUGUGAUGAUCCUUGAAGGCCACAUUCGAGAAAUUUACGCUCUAGAUUGGGGAAUUGACUCGUAUCGAGUACUUUCCGGUGCGGGCGAUGGCUGGGUUCGGUGUUGGGAUAUCCGACAAGUUCGAGGGACCAGCGGCGUUGGCGCCCACAAAGGCGUGAUUUCUGAUUUACGGUGGUAUAAAGGCACCCAAACGUCGUCUUCCCACCUAUGCUCACUUCCGCCGGGGGAGUUGAACGGGGACCUGAACGGCAACACUGGCCUGGUAAAUCAUGAUCAGAUGACGUCGCAGACAAUGCAGCCAAAAAAAUCGGGGACGUUUUUUGUCACGGGGGGAUUUGACAAAAACGUUAACAUUUUCAGCGCAGAUGACUGGUCAUUGGUAAAAUCACUAAGCGGGCAUUCGGGGAACGUUCUGGGUGUCGAUAUCAGUAAUGACUCGAAAUGGAUUGCAAGUUGUGGGCAUGAUCGGACAGUUAAAUUAUGGGGCAUUGAAGGCUAG